This is a messenger RNA of Medicago truncatula (barrel medic), 2431 nucleotides long. RefSeq names its product pentatricopeptide repeat-containing protein At3g46790, chloroplastic. Gene Ontology annotation, biological process: RNA modification. The record is from RefSeq and is a predicted model, not a curated record. NCBI's taxonomy places the organism in Eukaryota, Viridiplantae, Streptophyta, Magnoliopsida, Fabales, Fabaceae. The transcript is spliced from 2 exons. Gene Ontology annotation, molecular function: protein binding; RNA binding; zinc ion binding. The coding region runs from base 265 to 2229 and encodes 654 amino acids.
AAUCUAACUAUGUUCGUUUGGAGUGCACUCGUUUUGUUGAAUAAGCCAGCAGCGUCCAUGUCUUUCUUUGAAAGAAACAGAGAGAAACAUUCACUCUGCUAUCUCUCUCAGUAACAACAAUCAUAGCCUCUACAGCAACACAACUAUCCUCUCUCUCUCUCUCUCUUUCUCUGCAGGUAAUACCGUAGAUUUUGAUGCAUACGUGACUGUAAAAUAGCAGCAACACUGACUAACUUAUUGUGGAAAAGUGGUUGUAAACAUCUGAUGAAGGUGCUUCAACUGCCCCAACUUGUAAGACAUGGUCCAUUUCAAAACUAUCCAUGUCGCUACAGUUCACAUGUAUCUUUUGUUUCAUUGAACGCUUCAGGCUAUCCUACUAAAGACAUUAAGAGCAACAACAAUGAUGACUUGAUUCAAUCGUUGUGUAGAGGUGGCAAUCUUAAGCAAGCCGUUCAGCUCUUGUGUUGCGAGCCGAAUCCUACUAAAAAGACUUUCGAGCUUUUGAUAAAUUCUUGUAUAGAACAGAACUCUCUUUCUGACGGCGUUGAUGUUCAUCACCGUCUUGUCGGUAGUGGUCUCGACCAAGACCCGUAUUUGGCUACAAAACUUAUCAACAUGUAUUGUGAUUUAGGGUCUGUUGAUCAUGCUUGUAAGGUGUUCGAUGAAACUCGGGAAAAAACCAUCUUUGUUUGGAAUGCAAUAUUUCGAGCGUUGGCAAUGGCGAGUCGUGGUGAAGAUUUGUUAGUAUUGUAUGGUCAGAUGAAUUGGAUUGGGAUCCCAUCGAACAGGUUCACGUAUACGUAUGUUCUUAAAGCUUGUGUUGUUUCGGAGUUGUCAAUUUGUCCUCUUCGGAAGGGUAAGGAGAUUCAUGCUCAUAUUCUGCGACAUGGCUAUGAAGGACAUGUUCACGUUAUGACGACUUUGUUGGAUGUAUAUGCUAGGUUUGGUUAUGUAUCCUAUGCAAGUUCUGUGUUUGGUGCUAUGCCUGAUAAGAACAUUGUCUCAUGGAGUGCGAUGAUUGCGUGUUAUGCAAAAAAUGAAAUGCCUAUGAAAGCAUUGGAACUUUUUCAGAUAAUGAUGCUUGAGGCAUGUGAUACAGUUCCGAAUCCAAUAACAAUGGUGAGUGUGCUUCAAGCUUGUGCAAGUCUUGCCGCAUUGGAACAUGGAAAGCUGGUCCAUGCCUAUGUCCUUAGAAGGGGUCUUGAUUCUACACUUCCGGUUCUUAACACCCUUAUAACAAUGUAUGGAAGAUGUGGUGAGAUUUCGACGGGACAACGAGUGUUCGAUUAUAUGAAGAAACGUGAUGUUAUUUCGUGGAAUUCUUUAAUUUCCAUAUAUGGUAUGCAUGGUUUAGGAAAGAAAGCCAUCCAAAUUUUUGAAAAUAUGAUCAACCGAGGAGUUUCGCCGAGUUACAUAACAUUUAUUACUGUUUUGUGUGCUUGCAGCCAUGCAGGCCUUGUUGAAGAGGCAAAGAUUUUGUUUGAAUCUAUGCUUAAUAAGUACAGAAUCCAUCCAAGAAUGGAGCAUUAUGCUUGUAUGGUGGAUAUUCUUGGCCGAGCUAAUCGGUUAGACGAAGCAAUCGAAUUAAUACAAAAUAUGGAUUUCAAACCAGGACCAACGGUUUGGGGUUCACUUCUUGGAUCUUGUAGGAUUCACUGUAAUGUCGAGCUUGCUGAAAGAGCAAGUGCUAUGCUAUUUGAGUUGGAGCCUAAGAAUGCUGGCAAUUACGUGCUUUUAUCACAUAUUUAUGCAAAAUCUAGGAUGUGGAACGAUGUAAGGCGUGUAAGGAAACAAUUGGAAUCUCGUGGCUUGCAAAAGAUUCCGAGUUGCAGCUGGAUUGAAGUAAAAAGGAAGAUAUACUCGCUUGUCUCUAUUGAAGAGUAUAACCCUCAAAUCGAAGAGCUUUGUGCUUUCCUUAUUACACUGUUAACUGAGAUCAAGAAUCAGGGUUAUGUUCCACAGACAAACGUUGUUACUUACGAUCUUGAUGAAGAAGAGAAGGAAAGAAUUGUAUUGGGACAUAGUGGAAAGCUUGCCGUUGCUUUCGGACUCAUUAAUACUUCAAAAGGUGAAAUCAUUAGGAUUUCAAACAACCUGAGAUUGUGUGAAGAUUGUCAUGCUUUUAUGAAGUUUGUUUCAAAAUUUACUAACAGAGAGAUUCUUCUUAGAGAUGUGAAUAGGUUCCACUGUUUUAAAGAUGGAGUUUGUUCCUGUGGUGACUAUUGGUAGUUAUUGGCAGAAAAAGCUUAGCAUUUAAAAUCCUUAUGAGUAAUUCUAAUAUAGUGACAGAAAUUGAGUGAUGCCAUUGUUCCAAACAUAGCAAUCCCCAGUUGAGUUUGCACUGUAAUUUUUGUCUCUUUUUACAAUGCAUUGAAAUUCAACAUUUAUAUAAAACAAUGAAAAUCCUUAUGAAAGUAACCUAAUCACUUCA